AGUAAAGGGGGGGGUUUCCACGGAAACCGGUUCCUCUCAGCGGAGGCGCAGUGAUCACGGUGAAGGUUAAAGGUCAGAGCUGGGAGUGGGGAAAGUUUAUGGAGCCAGAGGCGCUCAGCAGAAAUGUGGCUAUUGGCAAGAGGAUCAGCACAAAAACUUCAACCCGGCCUUAGGAAUCUGUGCUGUAAUUACCACAGAAAAGAACCUUGUAUAUGUAUGUAAAAAAUAAGAACCUUGUCGCACGGAGGAGUAAGAGGUGAAUUACUCCUAACCUGAAAGGUUAUUUGUAGCUCUGGCUGAAUAAUACCACUUUUGAAGUGAACCUGGAGAUGAAGAGGCAGCUACUCAGUGUGAUGUGCCCCCGUGCUUCUUGCUUCCAUAUUGCAAGAAGCAACAGUCUCCAAGUACGAGUUUACUGCUCACAGCCCACCCAGAAAACAGUUGCCAAGACUCUAAAUGAAACUACCAAUGCGACACAGCUGAAGUGGGUGGAACUGAGCAAAGAUUUAAGCAAAAAAACUGUUGAGCACAUUCGAAUCACAACCAAUUCCUUGUGGGAGAAAUAUGAGGAGUUUGUUGGACUGAAAGAGGUGCAAGUAGCACAGCUCAAGGUCACUGAGGCAGAGAAAGCUUUCAUGGUGGCUCGUGGUGUUGUUCGACAAAGUCGGGAAACCCUUGAAAAUCAGCAGUUGAAACUGAAGGAAGUUCGAGAUAGAUUAGACAGAGUCUCACGAGAGGACAAUCACUAUCUAGAACUGGCCACCCAAGAGCAUAAACUGCUGCAGGAAGAGAGACGUCACCGAACAGCAUACGAAAAUGCAGAGGAGCUGGAACGUGAGACAUUCGCUCUCUUUUCUGCAGCAGUGAGAGAAAGCCAUGAGAAAGAGCGGACUAGAGCAGAGAGAACAAAAAACUGGUCUGUGAUUGGGUCCGUGUUGGGUGCUAUGAUCGGGGUUCUGGGAUCAACCUACAUCAACAGAGUUCGAUUGCAGGAGCUGAAGGGAUUACUUCUUGAGGCACAGAAAGGGCCAAUUAACUUGCAGGAAGCUCUUAAAGAGCAAGCUUCCAUACACCAAAUUCAAAGCCAGAAACUCAAUACACUUGUAACAAAUCUGAAGGAACUAGUACAUGACAAAAGUGCAUUUCAGCAAGCAGGUAAGGAGGCCACCACUAAUCUUAAAAAGGCAGAAUCUGGUCUCAAACCAGAUCCCGUUAUGGAUGCGUUGAAGAAACAAGCAAGCUCCUCAAAACAGACGAGUGCAGCAUUAGAAGGACUAGAACUGAAACUAAAUGGUCUGGAACAAGCAAUUGGGAAGGUUGCAUCUGACAUUAGGACAGUAAAAUCUGUCACACAAGCUAAGGCAUCACAGACUGUUUCUUCAGAAUUGACACAGGAUUGGCAGAUUCUGGCUACGGAGAAUAUGAUUGAUGGGUUAGCAGAGAUGGAGAAACGGCUAGAAACUCAUAUCCAAGCAAGUUCUUUGUAUAACACAAUGCUGACAUAUGCUGCAUUCGCGCUCACACUGCCGGUGUUAUACAUGCUCUUCAAAGGGAAUUGAAAGAAACUGUAGCGCAUGAAUGUUGCAUGUAGGCAUUAUGCUGUUUGAGAAAAGUAGAUAAUAUUUUCUAGUAAUUGGGACAAUUAGUUUUAGCAAUUGAAGUGUUUUUGUUUUAAUUUUGCAAGGUAUUAUUUUGAUCUUGUUGUUACUCUCUCAAAGGAAAGAAUCUGUGCUUAAAUAGCCUCUCGCACCAUUCGGAUAUUUCACCAAUUGAUAGCUUUAGAAAUGAGGUCACUGUUCUUAUGCAGAUCAGUCAAUGUUGCUAACAAUCUUAACACUGGAAUAAGAAGCUCCACAUCCAAGAAUUCACUUCAUUUUCACUUUAAUUUCCAUUUAGAAAAUUCUGCAGGAAUAUGACUGCAGUUGAACAUCUGGCUGAAUAAUACUUUUCUACCUGCUUCCUGUAUAUCUCAAUUUCUUGUAAGGCCACGCAACAUUUGUCCACCACAACAUUAAGUAUAAUCAACAAUGGAACAUGUACGCCUUUCAGGUAGACGAUUCCAAAGAACCAUAGCCCUUUGAAUUCUUCCUUGUCUCAACUCUAAAUGAUAGACUCCUUAUCCUGAGCUUGUCCCCCAUUCCUCCAGCCAGGGAGAAUCUUUCAGUGUAUUAAUUUUCAGAGUCCACCAUGCUUCAAUAAGACAUUCUCCUACUCUUCGAAAUCCCAGAGAAUGUGGAAUGAAGUUAUUCAACUUCAUAUCUUCUCAGCCCAGGGACCAACCUAGUGAACCUUUGCUCCACCACCUUCAGUGCAGGUAUAUCUUUUCUGAAACAUGAAGGACAGAAAUGCACACUGUAUUCCAUGUAUAGUCUCACCAAAGGAUCCUUCAAUUGGAGCAAGACUUCCAUUAUUCAUGUACUCCAAUUCCCUUGCAAUAAGGAUCUACAUGUCAUUUGACUUCCUAUUUGCUUGCUGUACCUGCGUACUAACUUUAAGUUAGUUCUUGUAGAGUAAGCACAAGCUGCUUCAUAAAAUUAUUCUCAACAGAUAAGCUCAGCAGAUUUACAUGAUGAAACCACAAUCAGUUCAAGAAUUAAGAAUUAAUCCUCCAGGCAUCAGGUUUGGAAUUUAAACCACUGAUUAAAUAAAUUGUUUGCUGCUCAACCAUCGAUAAUAAACACUUUAUUCAAGAGAUACUUUUAAAGCAGUGAAAUUUUUAUUUUAAAAUACACCAGAUACAUGAGCACUUGUUUUGCUACUUGGAAGAAUAAACUUUUAAUUGUACUGAAAGGUUUAAAAUCAGGGUCCAAAUGAUGAAAGGUUCUGAUUUUUUUUCUUUAAAAUGAUUCUAGAAAGAAGUCAGGCAACUUGCACAAUUUCUGCCUCCUGCAAGAUUUAAAAAUAUUUUUACAUGAUGUUUAGUGAUAUCAUGCAGUCUCUGUGUUAUGAUUGACAUAUGGUUCCAGCAUUCAACACCAGUGGUCACCAGUCCAUGUAGUUUUCUAUAUUCCUAAUGCAAAGCAGGGAGUCCAGUAGAAAAGGCCUUUAAAUACCUUCUCGAAGGUCAGUAUCCUGUUACCAAGUUACCUUUUAUUUACACGUGCAUCAUACAUGACACUGACCAAGCUAGCUCAGGGCUGGCUCUUGAAGUGAGCAAGACCCUGACAAUCCUGUUUAUAUCAGUCAGCCAGGAACCCCUGAUGGGGGCUGUUAACCUAUGAGAUCCACCUGGCUGACGUUUGUGUCCGCAGUCAGAUAUUGUCAGCAGUAACUGGAAAGGUGUCCAGAAAGUUUAAAAACAGAAUGGACUAUUCGAGUGGCAGCACGAGAUACACCGAUGGUGUAUCCACCAGUGGGAGGCAGCUCAACAUGUGUGUUUGUCAGUUGGUAUCCCAGACAGUGUUUCAACUUGUAACUCUAUGCACUCAGAAUAAGACCCCACCCCUGAAUUUGAUCUGAAGCUAUGGGCAGUACGGUCCUUUCCAGUUUAAGUAGCUGGGGCAAGGGUUGUGGCCUGUUAAUACUGUAAAUUGAUGUCUGUAAAGGUAUUGGUGAAACUUUGUCCAGUUUCUCUCAAUUCUCUUUAUUGGUCUUCUGGUUUAUUAGCAUGUCAUCUAGAUAAAUGGCGACCUGGGGCAGAUUGUGUAAAAUGUUCCCCAUGGUAGCUGGAAAAUAGCAUUAGAACCGGGUGACCAUUUACCAAGACAUUUAUUUUGAUUGGCUCUGAUUUGGAUGUUGCUGAGGAAUUUACAUGUUCCAAACCAGCAGUAGGUGGACUUUCCACAUUGUGCACUCUCCUGGAUAUCUGACUAUGAAUUCUCUUACUCAGUUGAGGCCAAGUGGGACUCUUUUGCUGCAUCAUGUCCGCAUACAGGCAGCAGCUACAGUGCCUGCCGGCCCGGAUCCUCAAGGAAAGUUUGGUCAAAGCUUGGCUGUGUUUUGGAGUUUUGCUGUGAUCUGACCUAGAGUCCCUCUGUUCAGGAUAUGUUCUGAUUGAGGCUAUGCAACUGCCUUCGCUCAAGUGGUGACCCCCAAUCUGAGCCAACCUUGCAAGGGUGUCCACUUCCAUUAGCGUACCUUGUUAACUCAUAAGCUCCACUUGCCAUAUUUUUAAAUGACAAAGCCAAUUGCGGUGCCUGUUUGAAGUCCAGUUAGGCUUUGGCUAGUAGGUGCUUUUGCAUGAUACAUCGUUAUUCCCAUUCUCGUUUCCACUGAAAUUACUCCACGAAGGCUGGUGUUCCAUCACCAUGCUGCCAUUUAUUUACAUGUGCAUAGUACAUAACAUUGAUUCAGCUGGCUGCUAGGGUAAGCAGAACCCCUGGUACGCUUGUUUAUAUAUGUCAGCCAGGACUCCCUGAUUGGACCAGGUAAACAUCUCCAAUCAGGAAACUCAUAUUCUAUGAGAUCCACCUGGCUGAACUUGUAACAAUAACUACAGCCUUGCAUAUCCAUUCGGUACUUUCAUGACAGGACAUAAGAGUGAAAUAAUUGCUGCACUAUCCUUUUCACCUAUCAAUCAUCCUAUAUGAAAAGAUUAUUUUGUGAUAUUAGCCAGUUUUGUUUCUCUGUGCUGCUACUCCACUGCCAUAAUUCACAGCAGUGUUCUGAAUUAGCAUUUUCCAUAGUGUUUAUCAGGGAAUAAAACAUUUCCUCCUAAAGAUGCAAGAUGGAUUUUCUGUUCCAGUGUGAUAUAUCAAAAAUAAAGUUGGUGGAGUAUUUCACCAUGAACUUUAUAAGCAGUGGUGUAUAGAAAAAAGCUUAAAUGUUUUUUUUUUCUUUACUGUGCGCUCUUUGCUCAGUUGUAUUACAGACCAGUAUUAUGUCUCGAUGGAUCAGUGUGCUGUUUGAGUUUAACCCAAAACAUUUUGACAAAAGUCUUCAUCUCAAUUAUUUGUGGCUAUUUUUCCAACUUUUCCCUGUAUCAAGGGGUCACCGCAUCCUGUUGUGCUGGUUUAAACUGUGGCUUCAGCUCGGAUUCCAUGAUAGUAACUAUUUUGUUGGAUUUAAUUUAUACAUGGUUACACAUUCUGAAACAUAUUAAAUUAUUUUGAUGUUGACUUA
This is a messenger RNA of Stegostoma tigrinum, 5061 nucleotides long. RefSeq names its product coiled-coil domain containing 51 (gene ccdc51). Lineage: Eukaryota; Metazoa; Chordata; Chondrichthyes; Orectolobiformes; Stegostomatidae. The transcript has 4 exons. The record is from RefSeq and is a predicted model, not a curated record. The coding region runs from base 330 to 1559 and encodes 409 amino acids.